This is a messenger RNA of Lingula anatina, 4921 nucleotides long. RefSeq names its product EF-hand calcium-binding domain-containing protein 6. Gene Ontology annotation, molecular function: calcium ion binding. The record is from RefSeq and is a predicted model, not a curated record. NCBI's taxonomy places the organism in Eukaryota, Metazoa, Brachiopoda, Lingulata, Lingulida, Lingulidae.
UUUCCAAGUGGCUUUCACGUGUCGAUAAGUUGUGGACUAUUGAAUUAGCGGAUAAUUGUUCCCAAUUGUAGACUUCCCUUUACAAAGCAGCUAAUGCGUGUGCAAUCAAAAUCGCGUUAGGGAUCCGAGGAAUUAAUAUUUAAUGAGAGAUCACUUAAGUUUCGCACAAGAGCUGGACGGCAGCUUUGCGCCGACUGGAAGUUCAUCGUGAUUGGAAAAAGCAAGUAACUCCUGAACAUUUUGUUCAAAACAUGGCUUUGGAGACACAGUCGCGGCCCGCAAUGGGACCGAGACGGUCCACCCUGCCUGUGAUUUCGCAUCCUGCGUCAAGGCUUGACAACAACGAGCUCACUGUCCGAGGCUCUUCACGGCAAAGCCCUAGACACCCUCAUGCGCUUUCGAGGCACGCCACUCUUCCAAGCAUGCCUUUGAGGACGACUGAGAAACCAAGGAAGCACCACAGAGUGAUGUCUUGGCCGCCUGGUGGGGAAUCAAAAGUAGAAGAAUCGGAAGACAGUUUUCAACAAAAUAACAAAGAUGGUUCUGAAGAGGUAAAAGACCUUAUCAAUGAAAAACUGAAGACAGGGUUUCACGCAUUAAGGCAUCUCUUUAAAUCAAAUGACCCUACAGGACAGGGAGUUGUCUCCAGGGAGGCUUUGUACAGAAUCCUGUUGAUACUAUGUGGGCACCUACAACAAGAGCAAUUUCCAAAAGUGUUGAAAAGAUUGGGUCUAGGGCACAAAAAGUCUAUUUCAUUUGAUGAUUUUAUCUCAUGUUUCAAGGACAAUGAGACUGUACAGAGAGAAUGGUUGGCCCCUGCACACCAGAAAGAGAUAAUAACUUUGGGACCUAGAGGCCACACUUCUGUUAAUUUAUUAAGUACCAGUAUUCAUCAAAACAACGAGUUCUCUACAGCAGCACACUGCAUGAUGAUUCUGAGAGAGAAAGCCAAAAUGGGGAAGCUCAAUUUGUCUCGUAUUCUGCCUCCUGCAUGCUUUGAAUCCCGUGGGAUUAUAGUGCCACCACAGCUAAGAGAGGCCAUGGCUGCCCUCGGCAUGAGAUUUUUUGAUGAUGAGUUCAAGAAAUUAUGGGAUAGACUUAAUUUAGAAGGCACUGGUGGGAUCAAACUGUCCAAUUUCAAGAAAGUGAUUGGUGUAGAUGAUGGACCAAAGAUGAGACAAGGUGCUUCUGAUCCUAAAGAGGAGGUGUUAGAUCAGCAGGCAUAUGAGAAAGACAGGGCCAGGAGAAAGGAGACAGCUGAGAGGAAAAUAAAGACUGUCGUCAACAAAAGGAGGGAAACACCAAAACUUGAGAGUGUUGUGGAUUGUCUGCAUUAUCAGUUUGAACAAAACUACACCUCCCUAUUGUUGGGAUGCAGACUGUUUGAUUUCCUUGGUGAUGGUCACAUAGCACGUAUAGACCUGAAGAAAGUUCUGCAUGCAUUUGGCUUUCCUAUAUCUUCCAUUGAGCUAGAAAGCUUCCUGGCCAGGUGUCACGUCCGAACCAUGCAGGGUCAGCUAAACUAUAAUGAACUGCUGUUGAAAUAUAUGAACAAAUCAAAUCAAAGCUUGCUGUCCAGAGUGGUCAAUGAUUCCUUCCAUGUGUUCAGCAGAUCUGCCCUGCCUCCCCUCACUGAGGACAUGACGGCUGAAGACCUGGAAGCCAGAUUGGUUGAGUUCCUACACAAAGACUUCCUGGCAUUGAUAGGGUCCCUCAGGGGAGCAGAUAGGUAUGAGUUGGGUGUUAUUCCACAGUAUGAGUUUAGGGAUGCCAUUCAGAAAGUGCUAAAAAGGACCCUAUCUGAUGGGGAGUGGCAGAAAUUGAUAGCUGAAGUAGGCCAAGAUGCAGAUGGUUUGAUCCCAUACAAUACAUUUCUGGAACAGUUCGCUUGCAGUACCCCAGGUGGUUGGAACCAGAAGACGGUGGGAGGUUUCCUUGAGAGGAAAGUGUCUGAUAUGAGAACUCCUCCUGAAGUACAGCAGCUCAGAGAAGCCAAGGAGAGGGAAGAGGUGGCAGAUAUUAAGAAAGGGUCUACAAGAAAGGAAGAGUUAAAUAAAAAAAUCAAGCAGCUGUUAAAAGAAAAAUUCCAUGCAGUUGACAAGUUGUACAAAAAAAUGGACAGAAGACAGACAGGGAGACUGAGUAAAGAACAGAUGGGGGCCAUCUUGAAGGAAUUCUUGGGAUUUGGACCAGAAGAGGUAGACCUGGUAUGGAAAGAUAUUCCACUAUUUGAGGAUCACCUCACUACAUGGAGUAAAUUCAUGGCACAAUUUGUCAAAGUAAAUGGUCUAGUAAAAUCUCCAGAGAAGUCUGAAAGUAGAACACCUUUACCACCAGUAAGCAAAGCCUCCCAAUUGACUCCUGCUGAGGCAGAAAGGAAGCAAAAAGAGCGUGACAAUAAGCUAGAUACUCUCCUGCCCAGAGAGAAUGCUGCCACUGAGCUACAUUCAGGAGGCAAGGAAGGACUCAUGAAUAAGAUCAAAUCAGAUGUUUUGACCAACUGGGAACACCUGAAGUUCAUCUUUAAAAACUUGGACACAGUUGGCACAGCAUAUGUACCUUGUACUGAAAUGAAGGAAUGUAUGAACACUCUUGGCUUCAACCUGACAGCAGAAGAACUUAAAGAAUUAUGCCAGGAGUAUGAUGUGAACAAAGAUGGACAGUUCCAUUAUCUGAAAUUUCUCCAGGCUUUUGCUGUCAAAUCACCAAAGCCACAAACACCAAAGAAGCAAACAGUGCCGUCAGCAUAUAAAAACAGGAUGUAUAAACUAAGGCAAAAGAAUGGAGAGGAGGAGACACUGACCUUAGUUCCCACACUGCACAGGGUCAGAGAAAAGCUGUUGCUGGAUUGGAAGAGCCUGCGCCGUGCUUUCAAGAAGAAUGAUUUGAACAACAGUGGAUACCUAGAAGUGAUCGAAUUCCGUCGAGUUUUGGAAAGUUGUGGACUCAAUGUCUCUGAAGAAGAUAUAUAUCAUAUCAUGUCAGAGUUUGACAAGAAUUUAGAUGGAAAAAUAUCCUAUGAGGAAUUUCUUAACAGUCUUUUGGAGCCGUAAAUGGUAAACCUAGCUGUCGUUUGCCAUUUAGUAACAUCUGGCAUUUUUACUUAGUACUGGGAUUUUUGCAAGUGGAGAACAGUAACAAUAAUUAACUAUAAUCUAAGUUGUAGCAUGAGACCCUAAUGUUUCAAAAUUCUUUAAAUAGCAGCUUGCCUCCCUGACAACAUAGUAUGGCCACCAUUAUUUACUACAUGUACAUGUAAAUGGAUACAUGUAAAUGUAUCGUAGUACUUUGAAGCUGUGAGUGCACAAGAAGACCUAUUAACAAGCCUGUGUCUCUCAGGCUUGUAGAUAUUUACCAGUACUUUGUGACUGGACUGGUAAAUCAUUCUGAAAGAUUUCUUUUUUUUUUUUUUUUUUUUUGUUCCAUUUUUCUUUUACUAGACCCACUGUGUUAAUAUGAAGAUAAUAUUUGGUUGCUAUCUGUCAGUGAGGAGGUUUCCAAACAUGACUCAGUUUUGCCAGGGUAGGUAGAAUAUGAUCCCUAACGUUUUGAAACUGUACCAGCUGGGACCAAAGUUGCCAACUUAGGCCAACUGUAUCUACAUAAAUUGUUUUAUUGCAUAAUUAUGUUCUAUUAAGGUGUUGUUGUUGCUUCAAUGCCAAUUGCGCUGUGAUAUAUUGCAUAUAUGUUUUAAGCAUACUUUUAUUGUUAACAGUGAGCAAAUCAAAUGUGUAAAUGAAUGCUAUUAUUCAAAAUUUGUCACUUGUUUAUUUGCUUGGAAUCAUAAACAAAUUAUGUAAAAUGUGUGUCUGUGUGUUCAUGUACGUUAUACAUUAUUUUAAUAUUUUGCAUACAUGUAAUUUGUUUGGACCAAAUGAAUGUGAAGUCUACGACUGUGUUCAGAUUCAUACAGCUUGAUCAAUCAACUCUGUGAGAGAUUCUUGCUUAAGUGCAUUCAGUACUAAGUGACUUAAGUGUCUGACAUGCCUCCUCGAGUAACGAGCUAAUUAGUUAAUUACCCCCCCCCCCCAAGCAAGUAGAGGAGGAGUGUUAGGCAUUAAGGGCGAUUACAGUGAUUACACUUUGGGAAAAUCUCCUUGGAUUGAUCCAGCAAGUGUGAUAGGUUUAUCUGAACAAUCUCUACAUUUUACUUUUUUUUACCAUUUUCUUAUUAACAUGUCUUUUGUAAUAUAUUCAGGAUAUUGAAAGGUUGCCUUGAAAAAUAUUAGGUAACUUGCUAUCGAUAUCUUAUAAUUGAUAAAAGUCCAUGUUUAUAUUCCAGAAAAAUGAUUUUUAAAAACACCUAGUUAAUAUUACUGUUGCUAUUAAUUUGUACUAUUGUAUAAUCAAGUGUAUAACAUUUAUCCUAACAAGUCUGUCUGUUUAAUGUCUUAGGGGCAUGAAUAACAAGUAUAAUAAAGUAACUAUUUUUUGCAAAAAUGAGUUGAUCAUCACAAUGAAGAAUAAUCUACUGGUAACAUAUUGAGUAGCCAAUGUAUAUGACCAUUUAAAGAAUACCUCUAUUGGAUUUAGGUCACAACUUGAUCCACUUAAAUUUUGGGCACUGUCAGUGCACUGGCCUAGGUAUGGCAUUAGUACGGCACUAGUAUGGUAUGGCAUUAGUCACAAUGCACCCCUGUCCAAAUUAAAAAAUAAAAAAUAAAAUGCUUGAUAUUUCCCAAACCAAAGAAAUGAUGAGAAAAGUUACUAUUGAAGUCUGGGAAUUUGUGCAUUUUCAUGGGAGAUGGGAGCCAUCACCUGCGUUUGUCAUCUCUGUCGUUCCCAUGCAAUUUCAGUGAUAACAAGAUGAGUGGAAAAUCGUUUUACCUUUGGUCUUCAAACUUACGAAACUCAUGAAUAUUUAUAAAAUACAAGUGGACUUCAAAAAUCAGCUUGAUUAGACCAUUUUUCCAUAAAGUUU